Molecule: messenger RNA, 6309 nt
Organism: Kwoniella shivajii
Lineage: Eukaryota; Fungi; Basidiomycota; Tremellomycetes; Tremellales; Cryptococcaceae
Exons: 12
Coding region: 1-6309 (2102 amino acids)
Molecular function (GO): protein binding
Source: RefSeq, a predicted model, not a curated record
AUGUUUGGAAAUGGUGGAAAUGCGUUCGGCGCUUUGGGAAUGGAAGACGAUCAACCCACUGCAGGACCCAGUACCCGACUUGACGAAGGUGAAGAAUCAGAUGUCGAUUGGUUAAAAUUGGUGAAAACAAAUCAUGAUAUCGACGUUAGGGUUUCAGACAGAAUUGAAUUAGAAGGAUUACCGACCGAAUGUAACUUGAUGGUCGUAUCGAAUAUAUGGGAUCUAUUGAUCGUUGGAAGCAAUAACGAUGUACGGAUACAUCGAUUAUCAAAAUUUCAUCAGAUCUUAGAAGGAGCUAUCAAGGAUGCUUCGCCCGUUUCUGAGCCUAUCCAGAAUAUCGAAUUGUCAGAUAGACCGGUAUGGAUAAAGCUGGCGAUGAAUGAAGAAAAGCUGGUAGUAGCUACUGCCAAUGGAGCUGGAUUUCAUCUUUUCAAAUUGCGAGAUGUAUUGAGUGGUAAUACGAACCCGUACCAUUCCUUCACCUCUGAUAUCCCUUCACAACUCCUUGAUGUCCUUCCCAAUCCAGCUCCCUCGAUAGCCGAUCAACAGGCUCGAUACGUCACAUUAUUAGCGAAGGAAGGAUUGGUUAUCGCAGAUAUAGAAGAUUGCAAAUUAUCAACACCCUUACCAGGACCGUUUUCAUGUGCGAGCUGGUCGGCUAGGGGAAAACAGAUUGUCGUUGGCAUACCUUCUGGCAAAUUAGUUCAAUAUACUCCUGAAGGUGUCGCUAAAGCUGAGAUCCCUUCUCCACCCGAUCUCGACGCGUACUAUCCCGUCUUCGUUCAAUGGUUAGAGAAUGACCUGUUCUUCGUGUCCUACGCUCUGGAAGGUGGUCAACCUGACGAUCCAGUGGAAACAUAUACUAUUUAUCGGAAUAAGGGUGAAUUCACUUUCACUAAAUUCUUUGAUCCUCUCAAUACUAUGGGUCUAAUGACAAGAGCAAGUACCUACCGACACUUCGCUGGGUUGAAGUCAUGGGGAGAAAGGACCAAACAUUUAGCUAUGAUCGUAUCUGGAGCAUCAUCAGAAAUAGGUCUAUUGCAUGGAAAUACUGUUGCAGAGAAAGAACCACCUAAAUGGGAAGUGUUGAUGUUGGAAGAAACUGCUAGAGGUGUUUUACCCGCUUCAAAAUCAGGUGUCAGGGAUGACGCCUCUGUCCUUGCCUUAGCGUUGGAUCUCACGUCCACAAAAAUCAUUCAGCAAGGAAUAGUUGGAGGAAUAGAAUUACCGGAUUUACCACCACAACCCAGAUUACUUGCAUACACUCAAGAGGGAAUCAUCAUUUCGUUUGACGUGAGAUACUCUGAUGCUGGUCCCUAUCCAGGUAUGAUCACCCCUCAAGACAUCACAAACGCUACAGCUAUCCCUUCGCAAGGUUUACAAGCAACCCCAUCUCAAACGGCCACUACACCCGCUACACCUUCAUUCAAUAACGCUACUUCGACCUCGUCUUCUGCCUCAAGUGGUCGUGCUUUCGGGUCUUCCGGAUUCGGUCAAUCACCUACACCUGCUUUCGCUUCAUCCUCCAAACCAGCCGCAUUUGGCGCUUCGGGAUUUGGUCAAUCUUCCACUCCCGCAUCAUCGCCUGCUCCUGCCACUCCAAGUGCAUUCGGCAGUACUAGUAAACCAGCUGCAUUUGGUGGCUUCGGGCAAUCAAGUACAUCUGCUGGAUUUGGUCAAUCUGCCUUUGGGCAACCCUCUAAGCCAUCUGCUUUUGGAGCUCCCCCCGCCCCGAGUGCAUUCGGAUCUAGCUCAACACCGACGUCCACCCCUGUGAAGGCUUCUGCUUUCGCAGCAACCUCCACCCCUACGUCAGCUUUCGGAUCAGCUUCCAAGCCCACCGCCUUUGGUGCGACUUCAACGCCCACAUCAUCUUUCGGCAAUACGUCUUCUCCAGCUUCAGGCUUUGGUCAAUCAGCGUUCGGACAAUCUUCAAGACCAGCUUCAAGUACUCCUAGUGCAUUUGCAUCAUCAUCUACCCCUUCUGCCCUCGGAACAUCCUCUUCAUCGUCAAAUACAACACCAGCCUUCAGCGGAUUCGGAACAGCGAACAAAUCAUCCACAGGGUUUGGUACAUCAGCCUUCGGCCAAACCGCAAAAUCAGCAGAAAAGAAAGACAGUGCCUCUUCACCGUUCGGUAGCGGUGGUUCUGCUUUUGGCUCGGCAAGCGCGUUUGGAAACUCAAGUGCGUUUGGAUCAUCUACUGCUUUUGGACAAAGUGCGUUUGGGCAAAAACCUCUCCAUACACCUACUGCACCCGUCGAAGCGUCAAACCCCGCCUUCACCGGCUUUGGAUCCAAGCCUGAUGGUCAGGAAAAGCCCUCAUCGGCAUUCUCGGGAUUUGGUCAAAAGCCAACAACAACUUUGUCACCCUCGAGUGAAGCUCCUAAAUCAGCAUUUGGAAGUUUCGGAUCCAAGCCUGCUCAGUCUUCAGCCUUUGGAGCCUUUGGGCAAUCCACUCCGUCUCCAAGUAUUGAGACCACUACCAACACGAAAGAGGAUGACUUUGGCUUAAGCGGAUUCGCUUCUGUUCUUGAAUCAACAACGAAACCAUCUGAAGUACCUGAUUCACCGCCUACCUCACCAGUCAUCGGAACAGUAAAACAACCAUCUGGCCUCGAGGAUGAGACGCCACCUAAUUCUCCACCCAUGAAGCCUUCCGCUUCGAAACCCGCCAAUGCUACUACGCCUUCGUCCUCGUUCAUUAAGCCAGCUACCGCUUUUGGCAGUGCACCGUCACAAGGCAGCUUUGGACAGGCUUCAAAACCAUCCGCACCUGCAUUUGGAGCAGGAUCCACCCCUGCAGCAUUAUCAACUCCUCCUGCUCCUUCGCCUUCAGCUUUUGGGGCAACGGGGUUUGGAAAACCUUCCACGAUAGGUGCAGCGUCAACAUCUGCCUUUGGAGUUAAUGCUUUUGGUCAAUCGUCCGUUCCUGCAGGGUUUGGUAAAACAACGAUUCCCGCUAGUUCAAAGCCGAUAGGCAGCAUCACAGGCGGAUUUGGCUCGUUUGGAGCUAUAUCAGAUGGCGGGGACAAGAAAUCAACUGGAUUCGGAGGUUUCGCAAGUACUGGCUCGUCCGUCUUUGGUGGAGACACUGAUAAAGAAAAGAAAUCUACUGGAUUUGGAGGGUUUGGAACGCAAGGCGCUUCUUCUACCUUUGCGAGUUCAGCAAGCAAGGAAAAGCAAAAAGAAAAGCCCUCAAGCGUCUUCAGUACUAUAGCAUCACCGUCAGUCUUCUCUUUCAAUCCUAAACCCACCGAGACACCGGCUGCAGCAGAAAAAUCAACUGCGCCAUCUACUCCAGAAGAGGAAACCAAAGGAUACGAUGUUCCCACUUCCGCAGCUGAAUCGAAAGAGGAAACGACUACUCCGACCGCUACUCCGAGUAAGAAUAAAGUUGAGGAGAAAACAUCCGUCUCGACCGGUUCAACGUCCACCCAGUCUGAUGCACUCAGUCAACCAACUCAGACUCCGGCAAAACCGACUACUCCCUUUGAAUGCACGACUCCGUCUGCUGAACCUACAGAGGUGACCCAACCGAUACCUUCCGGUGAUGGGCCUCACAAGGCUGCCACUGUAAAGCAAAGCAGUGAUCUUGCUCAGAAAACAGAUGUUGUGGCCGAACCCGAGAGCGCAGAUCAGGACGAUCAGGAAGAGCAGGAAGAGGAUGAACAGCAGGAUUACGAUGUAUCCAGGGAUGAAGAGGAGUACGAUGAAGAAGACUAUGAGGGCGAGUACGAAGGUGAAGAAGGCGAUGUGGAAGAAUACGAUGAUGACUAUGAUGACGAAGAGUAUGAAGUCGAAGAGGUGGAUGUGAAUCAAGGUCGAAGAAGAUCCACUUCCAUACCUCCUGACAUGUCACCAAUCAAAGAAGAAGUCUCUGAUGAACUCGCUUCUGAUGAGGGCGAUGAACAGCAAGAAAGCGAAAAUGGUUAUGAUUACGAAGAAGAAGACAGUCAAGCUGUCACAUCCAAAUCCCUCACCAAGUCUCCUCCCACAUGGUUCGCGAAACCUACUAAGGAUGACAAAGUAGACGCUGGACCUGUAUCACCGACUCCCACAUCAGAGGGCACGUCACUCUUCUCAAGACUUGGCCCUCCUCCACUCAUGUCUUCCUCUUCCACUUCUCAACAAGAGGCAGUUGCCGAUCAACCUGUUGCUCCAAUAUCCGUUCACGCUCAACCUAAACUACCUCAAUCAUUCUCAUUCAAACAUGCUACUAGAACAAGCUCACCACUUACCAAUCCACCAGAAAAUGCAUCGACAACUCCUGAAUCUUCUCCUGCCAAACCCCCAGCGAGUUCUGGAUUGUUCGGUGCUAAACCUGCUGAGCCAGCUAACGAAGAGGAAAAGAAAGUGUCGACCCUACCAUCACUCGGAUUAUUUGGUGCAAAGCCAACGCAACCAAACAGCCAAGAAGAGAAAAAGCCAGAUGUCGGUGCCUUCAACUUCUUUGGGACGUCCAAUAGCUUGAUAGGUCCUCCUCCUCUCGGAGCCAAUGGGUCAGAAGCGAAGCUUGCAGAUAUCAAAGCGGAUACAAAGCCACCUCCUGCUAUCGGCUUCAGCCUAUUUGGAGACAAGCCAUCGGAAAUCGCCAAGGGCUCAGCACCUUUGACUUCUGCUCCUGGAGCAGGGGGAUUUAGCUUGUUCGGUAACAAAUCAACCGAACCAAGCAAGACAGAUACUCCACCCUCUCUGUUUGGUGCUGCAAAAACGAUUCCACCUGUGGCAAUUGAAAACGCCAAACCGUCCUUUGGAUUAGGUCUAGGUAAACCAGGUCCAUUCGUUCCCACAUCUACAGUACCCACUCAAACCGAAAAGAAGCCUUCAUCUUCCGGUACCUCUACGCCCGCUGUCCCUCCUACUCAAGCUUCAAUACCUUCUGUUAAGCCAGCCCCUCCCGCCAAAUUCACUCUGCCUACUCGUGAAGUCAUACCUCGAUCUCCAGCUCCAAGCAGCAGUCAGACUAAAACACUUGCAGGUGUGAUUGAAAAGAUCAUCGUUUCAUUGAAUGAUGACAUUAAGCACCUCACAAAAGUACUCAACGCCAAUGCGAAAUAUCACCAGUCUUUCAAUAUCAAGGACUUGUCAGAGGUGACCGCCGUAAACCUCCCCGCAAAUGAGACCAUUGCAUUCUCUGCGAUUGGUCAGCUGACUGAUAUCGUGGAGGAUCUGACAAAAGAAUUGUCGGAUCGAAGAAAUAACGAUAAUGUGUCAGAGUUGAAAUUGGCAGAGUUACAAUCUCGCAUGCUGAAAACGGAUAUGAAAGUCGGUCAAGCCGAUAAAUUCCUUCGAGCAAGACAAGAUCCAUCAUUCGCAAAGGUCAUGCAAGUCAAAGAUCUUAGUCCUGAACAAGCUUCAAGUCAGUUGAAACUACGCAAAUCUGUUCAAAUUGCCGAAACAAAGAUUGAAGAGCUUGAUGCUUCUAUCGCUGGUUUAAGGAGACGAGCAGAAAGGCAAGAACAGGGUAGAAUCAAUUCUCAACAGCCUGCACUUGAGAGAGUUCAGCGAUCAGUACGAAAUAUCGAUGCUGCAAUUCGAGAUCGUCAACAGACCAUAGAUGAUCUCGCUCGACGAAUUGGAAGUAUCAGAUUAUCUUCGCCUAGUAGAGCAGGAUCACCGGGACCAUCUAUCUCCAGAUCGACGCCUAGGAAACCAAUGAUACCAUCUACAACUACGACCAAGGCUAUCAAUCUCGAACCUUCCAAAGAGGUUUUAGCGGAAGUAGAAGCUUCUCUAACGAACAACAGCAGUAAAAUAUCAAGUCGAAUUGAGAAAAUGAAAUUUGCCAAAUUGACAAAAAUGGAUAAUAGAGCAGAGAAACAAAAGCCUAUUUCACAUAAAGGCCCAGUACUGAUUGAUGCUUUACCUCUACCUGGUCAAUUACCACCUUUACCUCCAUCCGUUAACAAACCAUCCAAGAGUGUAGCCACCACUACUGCUGUUCCUACAAGCACAAAGGACACUCUUGGAGUAUUUCCGUCAACUCCUUCACUACCUACAGCAGGGAACACAUCAACACCAUCACCUUCUUUCGGAGGAAUCAAAUUCAAUUUAGAUCCAGGAAACAUCUCAGACUUGGCUAGAUCUUCGACGCACAGAGGUGGCGGUGCAGGAGGCGGAGGAGGAGGAGGUAGCACAAGGACCCAUACACCAGCAGCUAAAUUCAUACCUUCGUCCAACCCACCUAAUUCAGCUUCUCCAGCUGCGGGUGGGUUAUUCGAUUUCAAGAAUGAUAAUGCUAAGAAAGAUGAUGAGAAAGGUAAACCAUCAGGCUUCUUUAGCUUCAGUGGAUUUGGUCCAAAGUAA